Daktulosphaira vitifoliae (grape phylloxera) is the source of this 4388-nucleotide messenger RNA. RefSeq lists its product as uncharacterized. Bases 391 to 2892 code for a protein of 833 amino acids. Lineage: Eukaryota; Metazoa; Arthropoda; Insecta; Hemiptera; Phylloxeridae. The transcript is spliced from 6 exons. The record is from RefSeq and is a predicted model, not a curated record.
AUUAAAAUACCAAAAACAUUACAACUUUAUAAAUAAACCUUUAUUAAUUAGUAUAAGAUAAGGAUGUGUAUUCUUUAAAAUUGUUAAUCUUGUUAAAACUGAUGCGCUCUUGUUGUACCAUAUGUUUGUUAAUUUAUUUUAAAAUAGGUACACAAUACAAUUUUUCUACGUAGUAAUUAAAAAGUUAGUUUGAGGGGGGCGCCGUCCAAUGGUAUAUAAAGGACCUUCUUAAUUUAUGUACUAGUUAGUACGUGAAAAAUAAACUGACCUUAAAAUAGUACUCCUAGUUACGUUUAAGACUACCUGAACAGUGUAUUGGAAGCUAAAAAAGUGAUAUAAAACAUGAUAUGUGAAUAACUAUGUGUUGUUUGAAUUAACAGUUUUAGUGACAUGACAAGGAUAAAUUCAAGAUUAUUGCAAGUUGUAGAGCAGGGUGCUUUUGGCAAUGGAAAAAUAUUUAUAUCGUUCGAAAAAGAUAAUGAAAGUGUGAAAAUGGACCAGUACCAAUCUGCAAUUACUUUUGGAACUUUAAAAUUGUCGGGUGGUCAAUCAUAUGAAGUGGUCAUAAAAUUAAAUCUAGGGACUAAAUUUGAACGCGAAUUUAUGAAAACUGAUUCUCAAUUUCACAAUGAAAUUUUGAUGUACAAAUUGAUUAUACCAUAUUUGAUGUCAUUUUAUCCUCAAUCUAGCACCCAAAAAUCAACCAUAUUUCCCAAAUUUUAUUAUGGAAUUGAAACUGAUGAAAACAAAGAAGAACAAAGUAUGAUAAUUUUAGAAAACUUGCGACCACAUGGCUAUCGUCUAUCAGAGGAAAGAGUAUUUCUUGAUUUUGACCAUUUAGCAGCUGGACUACAAAUUAUUGCAAAGUUUCAUGCAUUAUCAUACGUCGCAAAAUAUAAAGAUAAAAACUCGUUUCUAAAUUCUAUUAGUGGAAUAAAAGACACAUUUUGGAAUUCAUCAGGGGAGUGGAUAUUUUCAGAAAAGAUAUUUACUGCUAUCGGUAAAAGAGGAAUAAACAGAUUAAUACAACGUAACCCUACAAAAUACAGUGACCAUCAAAAUUUAAAGAAGUUAAUUGGUUUUAUUGAAAAUAAUUAUGAUAGCAUUCGAAGAGUUUUAAAACCACGUGAACCUUUAGCCGUUUUAUGCCACGGUGAUUUUUGUAGAAAUAAUAUACUGUAUAGAUAUAAUCAGAACGGCUGUCCUUCCGACGCAUUGCUCAUUGACGUGGCUACAUCAAGGUAUGCGUCACCAAUUUUAGAUUUGUCUUUUUUUUUAUACUUAAAUACCGAUAAAAAAUUACGGGAAACUCGAUGGAACGAUUUGUUAGAUAUUUAUCACUCGCAUCUAUCACAAUCAGUUUCAAAUGAAGUACACAUUCCUAGUAGAUCUGAACUAAAUUCUGAAAUGUCGUCGUACGCUUUUUAUGGAUUUGUGCAUGUUGCAUUCUUUCUUCCUUGCAUGGUUGAAAAAAAUCCACCAACCUCAACAUUAGAUUAUUUAAAACAAUCACCAGAAGAGCGCUUAAAAUUUCAUUUGACUAUCGGUGGGGAUGAAGGAACUGAAAUUGUAGCAGACGUUGUACAACAUAUAAUAGACAUGGGUUAUAUAGAUCUACCAUACACUUUUUCGAAUAUUGGUCAUGGAACUACAAAUCUUAUUAAUCAUAUAAUAAUGAAAUCGUUUCUGACUGAUUCAGCGUUAACAAAUAUUGUGAACAGUGGAGCUUUCGGUAAAGGUUGUUAUUUUGUAUCAUUUGAACGGGAUUUGAAUAAUGAAGGUGAAGAUCAGUUUCAAUCUAUUAUAGUUUAUGGAACCAUAAAAGUAUCGGAUGGUCGAUAUUAUCAAGUUAUUAUCAAAAUAAAUGAAGGUACUCUAGAAAAUAUGAAUAUUGAUGUACAAUUUCACAAUGAAAUACAAAUGUAUAAAAAAAUAAUUCCAUUUUUGAUGUCGUUUAAUCAUCAUUCAACCAAACACUAUACACAACUGUUUCCCAAAUUUUAUUCUGCAAUUGAAAGUGACAGGGAUAACUUAGAAAAAACAAUGAUCGUUUUAGAAAAUAUGCAUCCUCAAGGUUAUAGGCUUUCGGAAAAUCGUCUCUUCUUAGACUUUGAUCAUUUAGCUUCUUGUCUACGAGCCAUUGCAAAAUUUCAUGCUCUAUCAUACACAGCAAAAAACCGAGAUAUGAAUACUUUCAAAAGAUCUAUUGAAGGUAUUAGUAGCACAGCUUGGGAUUCUAAUGGUCAAUGGGUAUAUCCAGAGAAAUCGUUGACUAUCAUUGGUAAACGGGGGUUAAAUAGAUUACUUGAACGAGAUCCAGCUAAAUAUCGUAACCAUAAAAAUGUAAAAAAAUUAAUUUAUCUUCUUGAUAAUGGAUAUAAUAGUUUGCGUCAAACUCUUUUAUCUCGAGAACCUCUAGCCGUCUUGUGUCACGGUGACUUCUGUAGAAAUAAUGUAAUGUUCCGUUAUGACCAUACAGGACGUCCUUUGAAUGCAAUACUUUAUGAUUUCAGUUCACUAAAAUAUGGAUCUCCGGCGUUAGAUUUGUCUUUUAUCAUGUACAUGAAUAUGAAUAAAAAAACAAGAGAAACUCGAUGGAAUGAAUUAUUAGAUAUUUAUCAUUCUUGUCUUUUAGAAUCAGUUCCAAAUAAUGUGCGUAUUCCCAGUAGAUCUGAGUUAGACUCUGAAAUGGCUUCUUGCAUUUUCUAUGGGUUUAUUCAUAUUGCUUUUUUUCUGCCUUUUAUGGUAGAAAAAAAUCCUAUGGACAUGAAAGAUUACGAUAAACUAUCAUCGGAAGAAAAAUUGAAUGUAACUAUGAGAAAUGGUGGUGAUGAAGGUACAGAUAUGGUUGCAGAUAUCGUGCAACAUAUAAUCGACAUGGAAUAUUUAUGAAUUCUAAAAUAAAUAAAAUUUGUUAGCAUAAUAAUGAUUGCUUAGUAUAUAAAAAAAGAUUUACUUAGUUAAUUCAUUUAGCUAUCUUCUCUAAGAUAAUUUUUUUUAGACAAAUAUUAUUUUAUUGUAUUUAUUAUUUAUUAAUAUGAACACAUUAAAAUUAUAGAGAGUUUUACUUAUAAAACACUUUGUAAAUUAAUAAUGCUGGUUACGAAGUGAUUGAUUUAUUUUGACCACUAAACUUCUCUUAAAGGAAUAAUAAUCUUGAAAAUAUUUGUAUUAGUAGUAUUUAUCUCUUAAUUUAUAAAUGGUUAAAUAAAUUUUAUUCCGUCCCUUAUAGCUUAUAAAGGUAUCAACUUAAAAUUUUGAAUAGUGACAUACACAUUUAAUUAGCUUAGAAAAUGGAAAAUUAUCUAAUUUAGAAAAUUACUGAUAGAUAACAACUUUUGUAUCAUAAUUUCAGAAGUUAUUAGCAUAUUUAUACCUGAAGGGAGGAGUAGUGUAGCUGAGAAAUUACUAAUAAUGAAAAAAAUCACGUACUUCACUUCAAAUUUGAUAAUCAUAAUUUUUUCCAAAGUAAUGGUCCAAAAGUUACUAUCAAUAAGUCAUUUUCUUAAUUUUAUAAUUUUCUAUUUCAUAAGCUAAUUGAAUAUGUAUGUUGCUAAUAAAAAUACUUAAGAUUGGUAUUCUUAUAAGGGAUGAGGGACUGACUAAAAUAUUAUUUAACACUUAUAAUUAAGAUAUAAAUACUACUAAAAAUAGCCAAAACAAAUAUUCCCAAGAUUAUUAUUUUUUUAAGAGAAGUUUAGUGGUCAAGAUAAAUCUAUUUUUGUGUAUAAUUAUUCAUUACCCUGUAUAUUAAAACUACAGUUUUUACUUAUGGCACAUCUUGUAAAUUAAAAACGUACAGAGAUUUUACUUACAAAAGACCUGUUUAUUGAUAUUAUAUGAUGAUGAAUUAUCACAGGACUCCAUUUUGUUUAUUUUCAAAAAAAAAUGUUCGAUCAGGUACUAAUUUAAUUAUUGAUUGAUUUUUUAUAAAUCAGUAAAGUUCUUUAAUGGUUAAUACAGGGCAUGAUUUUUAAGAGGAAGAACAAAUAUAGUCAUACCUGGUCUAUAAUAAUUUUGUUAAAUUUAUAGAAUAUUAAAUUUCGCACACUUCUGACUACCCUAAACCCCAUAUAUAAAUUACAGCGUUUAUACUUAUCAAACAACUUAACAUAAAAGUAUAAUAGGCAAAAAUAUAUGACUAAAAAAAAUUAAUAAAAAUAAAAAAAAAACUGCUAUUAAAUGUUGAGCUUUGUUGCCUCUUAAAAGUGGCCUUAGAGUUUUAAUACUCGCAUUUAAAUAAAACGGGAAUAAUAAAAAUUCUUGUAAGUAUAUUUAAAAUAAAUUACAAAUUUUUGUAUACCCAUAGUGGAACAGAUCUAUGUAACUACUUUUAAUUUUUUUAAUCUAACUAGCAUUUCAAUGUAAUUUUUUUUAAACUAUUAAUG